Molecule: messenger RNA, 1201 nt
Organism: Vespula pensylvanica (western yellowjacket)
Lineage: Eukaryota; Metazoa; Arthropoda; Insecta; Hymenoptera; Vespidae
Gene: Hacd1
Product: very-long-chain (3R)-3-hydroxyacyl-CoA dehydratase 2
Exons: 5
Coding region: 56-727 (223 amino acids)
Biological process (GO): sphingolipid biosynthetic process; fatty acid elongation; very long-chain fatty acid biosynthetic process
Cellular component (GO): endoplasmic reticulum membrane
Molecular function (GO): 3-hydroxyacyl-CoA dehydratase activity
Source: RefSeq, a predicted model, not a curated record
GACGUACAGUUUAUAGUUAGUGGUCAAAGUGUAAACGAAGAAAAAUUUAGUAACAAUGAUAACUUUGAAAAAACUUUAUUUGUGCACUUACAAUGCGAUAGAAGCGUUUGGUUGGUCAUGGAUGUUAUAUAUAUUGAUAUCUCACUACGGAGAUAGUUCAUCAACUUUAAGUUUUUGGGAUAAAAUUUGGCUUCCUUUAUUUAUUUUUCAAUUUUCUGCUUAUCUCGAGACGAUACAUGCCGUAACAGGUUUAGUUCGAUCAAAUCCGAUAAUAGUACUGGUACAAGUCACAAGUCGUGCAAUUAUUUAUAUCGUGUUAUUGUCCUUGCCAUCGGAAUCUGUUGGAUCAUCAUUUAGUUUACCAUAUACUCUCGUCUCUUGGUGUAUUGCAGAGAUCAUUAAAUAUUCUUAUUACUUUAUGAAUCUUAUUGGAUAUAUACCAUAUUUUCUAACAUGGUUAAGAUAUUCGUCAUUUAUGAUACUUUAUCCGACUGGUAUAAGCGGAGAACUUUUUUGUAUUUACAAAGCAAUCAUUUAUUCGAAGUCUAAUCCAGAUAUAUGGAGUUAUACAUUGCCUAAUCAAUGGAACUUUACAUUCAGUUAUUUAUAUCUUUUGAUAAUGAUCGUAAUAAUAUAUAUUCCAGGUUCACCCAUAUUAUAUAAGCACAUGCUUUCACAAAGACAGAAAGUGUUAAAUACAAGCGUUAAAACGAAAAAAGUUAAAUAAUUGUAUAUUUUAUCAGUUUUUAUAUUACUUUGCACCUUGUUACUUUUCGCACGACUUUAUAACACAAAGUAUAAAACUUAAAAUAUAAAAUAAAAUGAAACAAGAAAUAUAUUGUUACGGAAAAAAAUAAAAUAUUUAAAUAUCUAAGUAUUUUAUUUUUUAUAUUAGGAAUCAGACCAAAAAUGUUCUAGUGGAAUGGAUUAAAUUUAUUUUAUGGAAUACGUUUAAUGAAAUAAUGCUUUCAUUUUAAUAAACAAAAUUUAUUUCUUAUGCAUGAUCACCAGUAGGUACUGAUUUUAUAAUAUCAGAGUUUCCAGGAUCUGUAAUCGAUAAGGUACAAACACGGAAAUACUUUCCACAUGCUGUUCCCAACUCGAUGUUAUUUCCAGUAUAAUGAUGUACGCCUGUUUUUGCCAGCAUAGCGUAGUACUCGAUCUCGGAUUUCCUAAAUAUAGAAAGACAAUUAUUAUUUUA